This is a messenger RNA of Rhinichthys klamathensis goyatoka, 1414 nucleotides long. It is a transcript of the gene tbxa2r, whose product is annotated as thromboxane A2 receptor. Gene Ontology annotation, molecular function: thromboxane A2 receptor activity. The transcript has 3 exons. Gene Ontology annotation, biological process: positive regulation of blood pressure; inflammatory response; adenylate cyclase-activating G protein-coupled receptor signaling pathway. Bases 201 to 1346 code for a protein of 381 amino acids. Lineage: Eukaryota; Metazoa; Chordata; Actinopteri; Cypriniformes; Leuciscidae. Gene Ontology annotation, cellular component: plasma membrane. The record is from RefSeq and is a predicted model, not a curated record.
UGCAUGUUUCAUCAUCAUCAUCCUCACAGUCGUGCGUGUAUUUGAGCCGAAGAGCGGAGGAGUGUGUGUGUGUUAUCAGGAUGGAGGUGAUGGAGGCAGAGCUCGAGGAUCUCUGGAGACUGAAGGAAUUCGCGCCAGACUUUCGCGGGUGCUCAGGAUGAAAUAAACCCCCUGGAGAAGAGAACUCAUCAGCCGCCACCAUGGUUUCAUCGUUGCUCUCCGUCGACGAAACGGUCGCACAAAGCAACGCAACUCCGCUUUGCUUCUCCAUUAACAACUUUACUUUCAAAGCCAACCACACCAUCGCCUCUGCGUACUUCUCGGCAGUCUUCAGCGGACUCGGAUUGAGCUCCAACCUCUUCGCCCUGGUGGUCCUGGCCAAGACUUUCCAGCACACCAAGAGCCGCUCGCGUUCCUCAUUCCUGAUCUUCCUCGGUGGUCUGGUGUUCACCGACUUCAUGGGACUGUUGGUCACGGGGUCCAUAGUGGUGUCCUUCCACAUCACGCACUUUAACUGGCGCCAACUGGACCCUCACUGCCACUUUUGCAACUUCAUGGGCAUGUCAAUGGUCUUCUACGGGCUUUGCCCGCUUCUUCUCGGCGCCGCUAUGGCUAUGGAGCGUUACAUAGGCAUCAACCGACCCUUCGCACGUUCAACUGCCAUGACCAACUCAAGAGCGUGCUCAACGGUGGCCAUUGUGUGGGUCACAGCCGGUUGCAUUAGCUUGUUGCCAUUAGCGGGGUUGGGAAACUACCACCUCCAGAUACCCGGAUCCUGGUGCUUCCUCAACAUCAGCUCCAAACCUCUGGACAUGACCUUCAGCUUGAUCUUCUCGCUCGUCGGCCUGCUCUCACUGGCCGUGUCGUUCCUGCUCAACACGGUGAGCGUGAUCACUCUCCUGAGGGUGUGUUGCGGACAGGACAGCGGGCAACGGAGACGAGACUAUGAAGUGGAGAUGAUGGUGCAGCUCAUCUUGAUCAUGGCCAUCGCCUCCAUCUGCUGGUGCCCUUUACUGGUGUUUAUUGCGCAGACCGUGCUGUCCGGGGGCGAGCUCAAAGUGCGCCAGCUGCUUCUCUGGCUUCGGUUUGCGACGUUGAACCAGAUCCUGGACCCCUGGGUCUACAUCCUCUUCCGACGGGCCGUUCUGAAGCGGGUCGCGCCCAACAUGGACUGGUCCCGCGGGUCGAUCGCGAGCAUCUCCACGUCCUUGCGCAGACUCACGCGCGCCUCGCUGGGGGGAACAGGGGACCGAUCGGAGAACAUCCGGACAAAUCCUGACAAAUCCAGACACCAGGAGACGCCUUUCCCUGUGCAGAACAUCCCAGCCUCGUCUUGCUCUGUUUAGCAAACCAGGGGUGUGUUUCCCGAAAGCAUCGUUUGCCAACUAUGUUCCGUCGUUAUCAGCAGUUCAAC